Messenger RNA from Prorocentrum cordatum, 1374 nucleotides. The record is from the annotation of a GenBank genome assembly. NCBI's taxonomy places the organism in Eukaryota, Dinophyceae, Prorocentrales, Prorocentraceae.
AUGGGCGAUCUUCCCGUUUACACAUAUAACGGGGGAACACGAACCGACGCACUCCUCCACAGUGCUUCCAAGGAGUCCGAGGCGGAGGAUGCCACAGGAGACGCUUCCCGCACCCCAGCAUACCAGCUGAAGGCUUACUGCGGUGCGGGCGAAACGAUCACGAACCCCACCGAGUGCGUCACUGCCGCCGCCGCUCUGGGCUUGACCGUGAACAAUGUGGCGAACGGCUUCGAUUUGCCGUUUAUCAAUGUGAACCAAAAUCAGUACCACGACGGUUGCGUCCACCGCGGUGCACCUUACUUAUUCACUCUUUACUUCAUGGAUCCUGUGACGCAUCCAUCGCAUGUUCCAACUAUGGACAUGACUUCGUGGACCAGUUGGGAUUUGUGCCACGCACCAACGCCGGCCCCGACGCCGGCCCCGACGCCCAACCCGACGCCCAACCCGACGCCCAACCCGACGCCCUACCCGACGCCGAACCCGACGCCCAACCCGACGCCCAACCCGACGCCCAACCCGACGCCCAACCCGACGCCAAACCCGACGUCUAACCCUACGCCCAACCCGACGCCCAACCCGACGCUGAACCCGACGUCCGCACCCACGCCGUCUCCGACUCCGGUUCCGACGCCGGCGCCUACGCCCGUGCCGACGCCAGCACCGACCACGCCGAGCCCGACGCCCAGCCCGACGCCCAGCCCGACGCCCAACCCGACGCCCUACCCGACGCCCAACCCGACGCCCAACCCGACGCCCAACCCGACGCCCAACCCGACGCUGAACCCGACGCCAAACCCGACGACGCCCAGUCCGACGCCCAGUCCGACGCCCAGUCCGACAACCAGCCCGACCCCCAGUCCGUCCUCGCCACCGACAAGCAGCCCAACGGCAGCGCCCAUCAACAACGGCCCGACGGUCUCCGGUGUCGGCGACCCGCACCUCGUGAACACCCACGGCCAGAAAUUCGAUUUAUUUCAGGCAGGGUACCACACAUUAAUCAACAUCCCGAGGUGGGCGCGGCGGCGGGCCAACUUCCUCGUGCAGGCGAGGGCGAGUCGUGCUGGGGCUGCGUGCGCUGAUUUGUACUUUACUGAGAUCAACAUUAGUGGCAUAUGGGCUCAGCGUCACAAGGCGGCGGACCUGCGUUGGGUCGCCGAGGCCGUGAGGCCGGGCAAGGCCAAGUGGAUGAAGUUCCACAAGACGAUCAGCAUCAAGAUCGUGCAGGGUCACACCGUCCAAAACACGAGGUACCUCAACAUCCUCGUGAAGGGGCUGGACAAGACCAAGGCCCCCGUGGGCGGCCUCCUCGGGGAUGACGACCACACGGCGGCCACGACGUCAGACAUUGGCUGCAAGAAGCUCGUGUCGUUGUGA